Messenger RNA from Phyllotreta striolata, 3462 nucleotides. Lineage: Eukaryota; Metazoa; Arthropoda; Insecta; Coleoptera; Chrysomelidae. The record is from the annotation of a GenBank genome assembly.
AAAAGGUUGUCAAAUGGUGUAGAGCAAUCUCUAUUUUGAUUUUUUCCAACGUUUUCAUCGAGAUUUUCCAUUCGUUCGAAACAAAGGACGAGAGCCAGCAGCAUGUUAUCGCUCUGUAAACAGACCCUGUCUUCCAGCUUGCAAAGGACGGCGGUACGAUGCGCGGGUUCGGUGGUACCGGAAAUGAAAAUCAGCGACUUCGACGUCAAAAACGAACCCGUCCUGAGCUACCUAAAGGGCUCCAAGGAGCGAACUGAGCUGGAGAAGGCCUUGAACGAGGCCUCUUCCACCACCGAAGACGUCCCGAUCGUCAUCGGCGACAAGGAAAUCAGAAAUAACGACGUCAGGUAUCAGGUGAUGCCUCACAAUCACAAGAAGAAACUCGCGAAAUUCUAUUACGCCGAUAAGACUCUGCUGCAGAAAGCUAUCGAGACGGCCUGCGAGGCGCAGAAGAAAUGGGACGCCGUGCCUAUCCCGGAAAGAUUGAGGAUUUGGGAAAAGGCCGCCUCUCUAAUGGCCAACGAGUACCGAGCGAAAUUAAACGCCGCUACAAUGCUGGGCCAAGCGAAGACGAUUAUCCAGGCCGAAAUCGACUCCGCCGCCGAACUGAUCGACUUCUUUAGACUAAACUCGUAUUUCCUGAAAGAAGCGACCAAAUACCAACCGAUCUCGGAGGACCCGAAGGUCACCAAAAACUCGAUGCGCUACCGCGGCAUCGACGGCUUCAUAGCCGCCGUCUCCCCGUUCAAUUUCACCGCCAUCGGCGGCAACCUGGCCUACACGCCGGCGCUAAUCGGCAACGCGGUGCUGUGGAAGCCCAGCGACACGGCGCUGCUCUCCAACUGGACGAUCUUCAACAUCUGCCGCGAGGCCGGCGUGCCCCCCGGCGUCGUGAACUUCGUGCCCGCCGACGGGCCCGUGUUCGGUGACACCAUCACCGCUUCGCCCCAUUUGGCCGGGAUCAACUUCACCGGAAGCGUACCGACGUUUACGAGGUUGUGGAAGCAGGUGGGCGAGAACAUCGGCAUUUACAGGAACUUCCCGCGGUUGAUCGGCGAAUGCGGCGGUAAAAACUACCACUUUAUUCAUCCCACGGCCGAUGUGGAUUCGGUGGUGAACGGCACCAUAAGGAGCGCGUUCGAGUUCUGCGGGCAGAAGUGCAGCGCCUGCUCGAGGAUGUACGUGCCGGAGUCGUUGUGGCCCAAAAUUAAAGAGGGAUUGUUGGCGAAGAGGAGCCAAUUGAAGAUAGGGGAUCCCACGGAUCCUCACAGCUUCACGUCCGCUGUAAUCGAUGAUAAAGCCUUCAAGAGGAUCAAGGGGUACAUUGAUCACGCCAGGAGUUCGUCGAAUUUGGAGAUUAUCGGCGGUGGAAAAUGCGAUGAUAGUGUUGGUUACUUCAUCGAGCCCACCAUAGUCGAAUCGAAGGAUCCCAAGGAUAAAAUCAUGGUGGAGGAGAUAUUCGGGCCGGUGCUCGCUGUUUACGUGUACAAAGACGCCAAGGUUAAGGAGACGAUCGAUCUGAUCGGUACGUCGACGUCGUUCGCUCUGACCGGCGCCAUUUUCGCACGAGACGAGAAGUUCCUGAAGAGCGCCGUGGAGGAAUUGAAGAUGACUGCCGGUAACUUUUAUGUGAAUGAUAAAUCGACGGGGAGCGUUGUCGGGCAACAGCCCUUCGGUGGUGCUAGGUUAUCAGGUACCAACGACAAGGCGGGCGGUCCACACUACGUGUUGAGAUGGGGAAACCCUCAAGCUAUCAAAGAAACAUUUGUACCUCUCUCAGAAAUCGAAUAUCCCUACAUGAAGCAGUAGAUACACGACACGAGUAACUUUAAGUUUCGAAUUCAAUUUUAGCGUACGUGCUUUUGCUGUACGCCGGAAGCCUGACGUUCGCGGCGUCGGGAUUUGUACGUUAUUUGUUUAUUUUAUUAGUAUUUUUAUAAUUAAAAAAGAAACGCGUCGCUCUCGAAGACGUGAGGCUUUCGGCUUCCAACUGAAUUGUUGUUAGUACGAGUUACCCACUCAAGAAUAUCGUUAUAGCGUAGUGUAAUAAUAUUGUUGGUUAUCAUGAAUUCGUAAAUAUCACGGUAUUUAGGCGAAUAAACUAGAAGUAAUGAUGUCGUGGACUGUCGAAAGGAUUGUGAAUUUUUUUUUUGCAUUGUAAGUAACUUUCUAACGUAUUCAUUCUAUAAAUUCGACUUUUUUUUGCCGGACGGUACCAAAGUAGUAUUGUGAAGUUACUUUUAGGAAAUAAAUGAAUGGAAGUCAAUAAGAUUUUGAUAUUAAAAUAUCGUUUUAUUUUUAAGGAAUCGCUUGAAACAAUUUACAAGGGGGCGGACUGGACGCCUCUUUUAAGACAAUAUUAAUGCUAAAUAGAUUUAAAAAAAAUAAUUAAAGUUGUGUAUACAGUGUUAGGUAAUUCUCUUUUUUGUUGUUGUCGAUUACUUUGUAUAAUGUGUAAAAUUAUUUAUUUAUGCAUGUUGUAAAUUUCUGGUUAUUUUUAUUUAUGUCGAUAAUGUGUACAUUACAGGAAUACAAAAUAUUAAAAAAAUGAAUAGUAGCAAUAAAUCAUUGUCUGGACCGUCCUCAGUUCAUUUAACCACGUUUAGGGUAUUUCAAUUAACAGUUUAGUAAAAAAACUAUCCUUUCCUUCAUAAUAAUCACCUACGCAAAUCAUUAUAAUUAUGUAAAAAAUAAAUAAAACAAUAUUUCGAAUGCAAAAAUGAUAUAGUCCUCACGAAUUCAAACAUAUUUAAAGCUUACAGUAGGAAUUUCAAUCACUAAUUUAAUAAAUCCAUGCUAAAUAUAACAAUAAAUAACCAUUUAUUAACGUAGAAUAAAACAACUUCAUUAAAUAAAUAAAAAGUACCACACAUUGCAAAAAACCGCAAAACUAAACAUAAUUUCAAAUCAAUUUUACAACACUAAUUAAUAAAUCGAUUAACCUUAUUGUUACAUUUUCACCAGCCUGUUUGUAUGAACAGUUUGUGAAUUUUGAGAGGCCGCUUUCUUAAGAUGGUUCUUACCUUUUAUGUGCAAUUUGAAAUGAACCCCCGAAGAAAGAGUGAUGUUACAUAAGGGGCAAUAAUAUUCACCCGAGGGUGUCCUGUAUACAGAUAAAUCCGGAUCUAUAUCUCCCGAACCUAAAACAAUACAUUUUUAACUCGCACGAUUACAUUUCUCGAGAGUCUCACUUUUCACGGAAGCAUCCGGAUUGAUUCCGACAAUCCCCAAUUCUUUCAAUUUCUUGAUAUGCUUCUGACCGCCGUAAUGAAUUUCUAAUUGCUCUUGACAGGUAGUACCGACAUUACAAAUGCUACAAUGGAAUUUAGAUUGUACCGGUACCACUGCUGGUUUACUCGUACUCGCCAAUAGUGGUUCCUCUUCGGUGGUUUUCGCCUUUUUAAAAUCCAUUCCGAACGUGUCUUCUUCAUCAUUCGAAGCGACCCGCUUCAUUUUUCUGGA